AUGUCAACUGAACCUGGACACUCCAACGCUGAGACCCACACCAAACUUGAUGGAUCUCCUGAUCGAAGAUUCAAAGAGCACGGUGGUGGAUCACACGGUGCUCAAGGUCAAGGAUUUGAAGAGGAUGGUGAUGGAACUUCAAGUUUAGUCACUGAAGGUACCGGUGAAGAUACUGGUGUUUACAAACCAAGUGAACACGGCGGUCAAAAGAAGGAUGGUUCUUCCGAUGCACGAGUGAGCUCCGAACACGGCUUCGGUGGUGACAGAGAGAGAGCCUCUGCGGAAGGUCAAAAGGGUGGUUCGGCAAGUUACGAUAAUGGCGGAUUGACCCAAUAA
Kwoniella botswanensis is the source of this 336-nucleotide messenger RNA. RefSeq lists its product as uncharacterized. The transcript has 4 exons. The coding region runs from base 1 to 336 and encodes 111 amino acids. The record is from RefSeq and is a predicted model, not a curated record. NCBI's taxonomy places the organism in Eukaryota, Fungi, Basidiomycota, Tremellomycetes, Tremellales, Cryptococcaceae.